AUGUCGCUGUCGCAUGCCCCAGAUAGGGCCCGGAAGUAUAAGGAAGAGCCGGCGCCUGUAGCGUCGCAGAAGAUGAGCCCAGCUCAAGGACACUACCCCUCACCUCACCCCUCCCAAUCCCAAGGACCACCACCUCACCAAUCGCCGUACGUGCAGCAGAUCCAAGGACCUCCACCGCCGCAGCAGCAGCAAGAGGUUCCUUACUACCAGGCGCAUCCUAGUCCUUAUAGCACCAACAGCGCGCCGAGCAACUAUUCAUCAUCAGAAACACCUGAGCUCAUGGCAGCCGCAACCAUGAACCGGACGGGCUUCCCUCCGAUCUCAUACCACACCCCUCAGUCUAACUCUCCUGCAUCUGUUCAAUCACCACAGCACGACCAGCAUGGAAGGCCAAUUUACGGUCAGCCACCCAGCCAGAUGCCUCAGUCAAUGUACUACACACCGUAUGCUUCUGCGCCGGUGCCUCAGCAAUCGCCUUACAACCAACACCCAUCUUCUACUCCACAACAGCCCAUGGCAUCAAACCCUCUCUUGAUGUCACAUCAGCAAGGCCAACACAUGCAACACACUCACCAGCCUCACCCUCGCACUCCAGGCAUGACUGGAAGUCCGAAGUCGCAGAUGUCACAGACACCUCUCCAGCGCCCACCAUCAGGCCUUGGCCCGCCACAGCAGCAGCCUCAGGCUCCUCCAGUCGGCACACCGAACAUGCACCAAGGUCCUCCUGGCGGUCCUGGUGUCAACCCUAAUGCUGCGCCUGGACCCAUUCCUGCAACAACCCCACUUGUUGUACGACAGGACCAGAACGGUGUUCAGUGGAUCGCCUUUGAGUAUUCGCGCGACCGUGUUAAGAUGGAGUACACCAUUCGAUGCGAUGUAGAGUCGAUUAACGUCGACGAGCUUCCCCCGGAUUUCAAGACCGAGAACUGUGUCUACCCCCGCGCAUGCUGCGCAAAGGACUCUUACAAGGGCAACCGUCUGCACUAUGAGACUGAGUGCAACACUGUCGGUUGGGCAUUGGCACAAUUAAACCCUUGUUUGAGGGGCAAGCGCGGUCUCAUCCAACGCGCAGUCGACAGCUGGCGAAACAGCAACCAGGACCCCCGACUGAGGAGUCGUCGCGUCAGGCGUAUGGCGAAGAUGACGACACGAAAGGCUCAGGCCAACACACACGGUGCCCACAUGGCUGGUCCAGGUGGCCCAGGAGCACCUGGUGUUCCCAACUCAGCAACUUUAGCAGCACCACCUCGCCAGUCCAACAUGGGCAUGGGUGGUCCACAGAUGCACCACCACCACGAUCACCCAGGAGGACCACAAGGAGGAUCGGACGAUGUUAGCGGCAAUGAUUACUCAGAGGCACACACUCAUCACCAUCAGGCCCCGAACGGGACGCAGUCUCCGAGCGACGUACGACAGACACAGAACUUUUACCCUACAUUCCCUUCGGGCGAAUCAGUCGCAGGCUCCAGCGGCUUACCGCCUACUCACGAAGACAUGAAGUACCCACCGCCUCCACCGCCGCACGCAGCUGGUGUAUCAGUAUCGAAGCAGCAGGAGCAGGAUGAAGAGGAAAGAAAGCUAGCUAUAUUUGGCGACCUACCUGAGUCGAAGCGCCGCAAGUUCAUCUUGGUUGACGAUGCGCAACGAGGUACCAGAGUCCGCGUGCGAGUCACUCUCGACACCGUUAAGAUGGAAGAGAUGCCAGACUCGUACCGCAAGUCAAACUCCGUAUUUCCCCGCAGCUACUUCGCCAUGCAGAUGACCUCGCCACCGGCCAGCCCGCGUGGCAGCAAGGUCUUCGCAGACGAGCCUGAUGUUGAGAGCGACCCCAGCUUCCCAUUAUCUGGUUCUACAACGGUCCUCGUUCCAACUCUCGACGGCGAGACUCGUGUACCGAAGCCGCGUCUUACAAGGACGAAGCGCUCGAAAGAGAUUACGCUGAACGAUCUUGGCUACCGCAUGAGCUGGAGCCAGAGCCGUGUCUUCGCUGGCAGGACAUUGUUUCUGCAGAAGUCUCUCGAUGCCUACCGCAAUAAGAUGCGAAGCAGCAUGAUGGGCCAAGGUCAAGACGUGACCCAAGUAGCGCCACACUUCGAGACCCGGGUGGGAAAGCGCAGGUGGAACGACAGAAUCGAGCGAAACAAGAAAUCGAGGCGCAAUGGCUCUCCUUAA
Messenger RNA from Macroventuria anomochaeta, 2172 nucleotides. RefSeq lists its product as uncharacterized. The record is from RefSeq and is a predicted model, not a curated record. The coding region runs from base 1 to 2172 and encodes 723 amino acids. NCBI's taxonomy places the organism in Eukaryota, Fungi, Ascomycota, Dothideomycetes, Pleosporales, Didymellaceae. The transcript has 5 exons.